AUGCCUUCGUCAUCAUCGAUCGACGCAGCGAUUCUCCGGGCACUGGCUCUAGAUGCUUCGUCCAAGAUCUCUACGCAUGGAGGAUCAGGCUUUGCGUCGACAUUCCGAAUAACCACCCAGUCUGCUCCAAUCUUCAUCAAGACUUCCAGCUCAUCUGACGCCGCAGUCAUGUUCGAGGGCGAGCACGCGUCUCUCAACGCCAUUCAUGAUGCCGUGCCGAGUCUGUGCCCCGAAUCGUUGGCUUGGGGUAAGCUAGAUAAAGGUGGAUAUUUCCUCGCGACCGAGUUUCUAGACCUCAGUGGUGGAGGCCGUAGAGGUGGUGGGGUGAGGUCCAGCAAGAGUCUCGCACAGAAGCUUGCGAAGUUGCAUUCUACACCAGCGCCCAAACCGGACGGAUAUGAUACUCCACAGUUCGGGUUUCCGGUCCAGACGUGCUGUGGAGAUACGCCUCAGAGUAAUGCAUUCACGUCGUCCUGGGCGGAAUUCUUUGCUCAAGAGCGCCUACUAGCAAUACUCAAGCGAGGCGAGAAGAAUAACGGCUCAGAUUCUGAAUUACGGAGAGUCGUACAGAAGACGGUCGACGAGGUAGUGCCAAAACUCCUCGCAGACGGUCAUCUGGGCGGGAAAGACGGUAUCAAACCCGUCGUUGUUCACGGUGAUCUAUGGUCUGGCAAUAAAGGACGAGGUAGCUUUGUCGGAAGGACCAGAGACAAGACGAAUGCAGACGAAGACGCCGAGGCUGGAGUGGAAGACGUCGUCUUCGACCCUUCAGCAUGCUUUGCACAUUCAGAGUAUGAUCUGGGAAUCAUGAACAUGUUUGGUGGGUUCAGCUCGUCGUUCUUCAAGGAGUAUCACGCUAUCUUACCAAAAACAGAGCCAGAGAGUGAGUACCAAGAUAGAAUUGCGCUUUAUGAGAGUUAUCAUCACCUCAAUCAUUGGGCGAUCUUCGGCGGAGGGUACAAGUCUGGGGCACUGGGGAUCUUGAAGGGCCUUUUGGAGAAAUAUGGUGACAAAUGA
Exophiala bonariae is the source of this 1017-nucleotide messenger RNA. RefSeq lists its product as uncharacterized. Lineage: Eukaryota; Fungi; Ascomycota; Eurotiomycetes; Chaetothyriales; Herpotrichiellaceae. The coding region runs from base 1 to 1017 and encodes 338 amino acids. The record is from RefSeq and is a predicted model, not a curated record. The transcript has a single exon.